AUGGAUGAUGAAAAAGUUGGUAUUAAAAAAAUGAUUUCAAGACAAAUAAGAAAUCAUCCAUUUUCAUUAUAUGGUCGUCAACUUUUCGAGAGAAUACGUAGACCAUAUCAAAGAAUUAUUCGAAAAAAUCUUUAUGAUUUAAUUGAAGAUUUGAAUAAUUCAACGAAUUUGAAAAUUCUUAAAUCUAUGGUGGAAGAUCCAAGUGUUCACCUUUCCGAGAAUGAUCUAUAUACUUUACUAGAAGAAUUGACCUUUAUUCAAGAAUUUGGAGAAUAUACGCAAGAUUAUCUGGAAAAACUUGAGAAUCGUAUUAAAACCAUAACAUCUGUUCUUGAAUUAAUCGUUUUUAACAUCGAAACGAUACGUUUAGACGCUGAUUUCUACGAACAAAUUUCAGAUCAAUUGAAAAACUGUGUAUCACGUUAUAGAAAUUAUCCAUCAGUUACUUCCUGGGCAACAUCGUUAAAUCAUUAUAUCCCGAAAGAGGAGACAAUUCACAAGUAUAACUUUGAAUUUCUAUUAGAAUACAUAUUUGAUCUUUUAAAAGUUUUGCAAAAGAAUGAGUUGCAAUUUCGAAAGGUCAACCUUCGUGUGGAUCACUUUUUAAAAGAUUUGGUCGGAUCAUUGGGAAACCUUGGAUUUGAUGGAUGUAUUGGAAAAAAUAUACCUUCUUCAUCUCUACCUCUAGAGCAACGCUGGGAAAGGUUACGUAAUACUUGUGACUUUGGACAUUUGGUAUCUCCCUUCUUUACAAAUUACUACCUUUUAAAGAAAAUUAAAAUGAGCAUUCAAACUUGGUCUUAUGAGGGUAACAAAAUAAUGAUAUCAAAAUAUGGGAAACGUUUGUUAUUAGAGUUCAUGUGGAUGCAUGCCGAUAAUGUUUGGUUUGAAGAAAUGAAAUGUGAUCGAAAGAUGAAUUCAAGUAACGAUGAAAUCCUUACACAGGGUCAGUUAAAGAAUAUUGUAUUCUUGUUUGGAAUUUUGGACCUGAUGCAAAGUUAUAUGAUUGAAAGUGAAGAUUUAUCAACUUUGGCACUUGUCUAUUUUUUUGUUAAAGAAUCUUUACAAAAAACAACAAGUGCUCCGAUACAAAUCAAGUCCACCGUCAUUUUACUUCAAUUAUAUUUUCGGGAUGGAAAUUUUUUUAAAAUUAUCGAACAGGAUUUUGAAUCUUACCUUCUAGACCUUUGUAAAGAAAGCACGGAGGCUAUGACCUGUUUCAAAACAUUUCUAUUAGCAAUAAAAUUAAAAUUAUGUCAAGAGAUUUCACUGAAUGAUAUCCUAUUUGAAAAUCUUCGGGACACGAAUUUUUUAUCACAAAUACAAAAUGGAGGGAAAAUAUCAAACAUGAAUAAAAAUAUGGUUGAUAUAAUAGCAGAUGAAAUGAUGUGUUCGGUUACAUUAGAACCUGGAGAGAAUCUUUGUAUUCUUGGGUGUAAGCACAUCAUAAGUCACGAAACAUUUCUCAAUAUAUUAAGAACGUCAAAAUAUACAUGUCCUCAAUGUCGUCAAGAUAUUCUAGUUAGUACACCACCGAUUCUUAUGUCCAGGGCAACUAGGGGAAAUUAUUUUUCGACCCCUUUACUUAAUUUUGAUUCUGCAACGAUUUCUUCACCAACCGUUUUUAAUUUUGAGGAGGGAUUACCAAAUCAUAAAUCAAAUAUUCACAAUGAACCAUGCCGUAUUUGGUGGCCUUUAAAGAUGGCAAAGAAAUUGCAUCCAGCUUAUAACGAGGCAGUAAAAGCUCUAAAUAAUAAACGAUAUGAAGAAUCCGUGUUGUGGCUUACCUGCCUAUUGAAACAUUAUCCAAGCAGUUACUCUACAAGAUGCGAUCGUGCGUUUAUUAAUUCCCUAUUACUUGGCCAGCAUUUUCGAGCACUUGGAGAUUUAAAUAUUGCUUUAUGUAUAAAGACGAAAAGUCCACAUGCUUGGUAUUUACGUGGAGAAAUAAUUCGAAGAAUUGGCCACUAUGAAGAUGCACUCGUUGAUAUAAAUAGAUCAUUACAUUUAUCAUCAGAAAAUGCCAUUUCAUAUGGAAUUCGUGGUGCCAUACUUUAUAAAUUGAAAAGGUUUAAUGAAGCCCUUGAGGAUUUAAAUUGUUCUUUACAAAAGUUACCUAAUAAUGGAUAUUGUCUUAGUUUUCGAGGGGCUACACUAAUGAAAAUUGGGUUGAAAAAUGAGGCGCUUGCUGAUUUUAACAAAGCCUUAGAGAUUAAUUCCGGUGAUGUGUUUGUGCUUGUUAAACGCGCGAGGCUUCAUCAUACACUUUAUUUGGAUGAUCUUGCGCUUAUCGAUAUCAAUAAUGCUCUGAGUAUUAAUCCAUGUAAUUACAAGGCGCUUUUGACUCGUGGAGAGAUAUACGCUGCGAUGAAACGAGACUCAGAAGCAUUAUUAGACAUCAAUAAAUCUUUGGGUAUAAAUCCAAACAACAUUAAUGGAUUGAAAAUUCUUGCCAAAAUAUAUCAUAAAAUGAAUCGUAAUGAAGAGGCUCUCGAGAAUCUAGAUAAAGUAUUGAAUCUGAAAUCUGAUGACGUUUCAAUACUUGAAUUACGAGGUGAAAUUUAUCGAUCGAUGUGCUGUUUUGAAAAGGCGGUUGAUGUUUUUAAUCGAAUAUUACAACUCGAUUCCAAUAAUUUAUUUGCUUUAUCCUAUCGUGGUGCUACAAAAUAUGAUCAGGAAUUAUAUGAAGAAGCCUUGAUUGAUGUGAAUAAAGCCUUGGAAUUACGAGGAGAAAAUAAUUCAUUUAUAUUAAAGACGAGAGCAAGGAUACUUAUCGCAUUGGAGCGAUAUCAUGAAGCAUUAAUGGAUCAAAAUGAAAUAUUAGAAAAUGAUCCUGAUAAUAGUGUCAUUCUUUUAGAACGAAGGGAAGUAUAUCAUAAAUUAGGUAUUUGUGAUAAAGCACGCUCGAAUUCGACAAAUCGAUGUAGGAAAACAUUAAAGCCCACCUAUUCAUGCUAA
Molecule: messenger RNA, 2958 nt
Organism: Funneliformis geosporum
Lineage: Eukaryota; Fungi; Glomeromycota; Glomeromycetes; Glomerales; Glomeraceae
Source: the annotation of a GenBank genome assembly